CGAGAGGGAACAAUUCUCGUUUGUUUGUUUCUAAAUCAGGCAAAAAUUAAUGAGCGCGCUGAUGUCAUUAACAGAAUUUACUUGCUUACGGGGCCAUCGUUGAAUUUUAGGCAAGGGCGCAAAGAAACCCCCGCACCCCUGGAAGCUUUCGCUGAUCGUUGCACGCCUUUGUCUGACCUCAGCUCCACAAUGGGAACAAUGCCAGACUUGAUGUCAUGACACAACUAAACAUAGUUUUCAGAUAUUGGAAACCCCCCUGUAGAAUGUCAGACAGUCUUCAGGGGUUAUAUUUAGUCGCACAGAAGCGCAGAAAACCCCAAGCGGCCUUCUGACAACGUGUGCUUUGGUGCGAUGAUCACGUUACCAUGGCGACCUUCAGUGACGGCGUCUCUUGGUGUGUGCGCUGUCGUCUGCAUCGGCGCCAUGUACUCCCUGGUACUGUACGGAGACAAGUACAGCGUACCUGAAUAUCCCAAGAUCUUCACUCUACCAUCUUACAGAGGUCUGGAGCACCCUACUCCGUGUCGCACAUGCCAAGAACACAUCAACGUAACGUUCGCCAAGGUCCACAAAGCCGGGGGGUCCACCGUUAGCACCAUCCUCCAGCGCUUCGGCGAUCUUCGGAACCUCUCCUUCGUGAUUCCUCGGAGCCGAGUCAGCCUCGGGUGGCCAUACCAGUUGAAACUGAACGCUACCGACUACCGCCCGGCCUUAGACGGUAGUUUUAACCUCCUUGUUGAUCACGUGUUGUUCAACAAGACAAAGAUACAAGCCAUCAUGCCACGUGACACAGCGUAUAUUACCAUAUUACGUCAUCCCUUUGAACAGCUCAAGUCGGCAUUCAGUUGGUAUGAAGUUCCCACUAAGUAUCGCAUCCGGCGCGGAAAAGAUCCUAUCCGAGAGUUUUUGCAACAACCCGCCAAAUAUGAGAGAAACUUCAGGACAAGGCUGCCGUUUCGAUACACUAGGAACUUUAUGGCGUACGAUCUUGGAUUCACGAAUCUCUCACAGGCUGGGAACGAGAGCGCCAUUCGUGAAUUCGUACGACAGGUUGACUCAGAUUUCGAUCUCGUUCUCAUACUGGAGCACCUGACCGAGUCUCUGGUACUCCUCAAGCGAUACAUGUGCUGGUCUCUUAGCGACAUUCUCUUCACUCCAAAAAACACAAGAACAUAUCAGUAUAAGACGCUGGGAGAAUACCCAGACCUCGUGACCGCACACCGAAAAUGGUCGAAGGUGGACUACGCUCUGUACGAUCUCUUCAACGCCACCUUGUGGGCAAAAAUUGAACGACAGGGUCCUGACUUCUAUCGCGAAGUCUACCAUUUUGAAGACAUGCGGACUAAAGUCGUGCAAUUCUGCGACGUCGCGGAAUCGUCGUGGAAACUUCAAAUCCCCGCGUCAAAGUGGAACAAGAAGUUCCUCGUAGACGCCGAGUUUUGCAGUAGGUUGAGACUUCCCCAAACAACGUACAUGACCAAUCUCAAAGAAAAAUAUGACGCCCAAAAAAGAACAUCACGUCAACAGAAAAGAGUGCCUGCGAGUGUGUACUGCUUUUCAGGGACGGGGAAUUAUCGUUUUGUCGCUCAGAAAAACAUCAUUGAUAGUUAACGAUUUCACAGUCACUUUGUUUGAUUUUUCCACCAGGACUAUUGCUGCAUUGGUGCACGUGUAAUGAGGAGGUUCGUGUUUCUAAAUGCUGCGGCACGGUGCAAAAUGCAUCAUGGUUAGUAUGUCAAAGGUGAAUGCCCCUAACAUGUUAACGCUUGUUGUCU
Branchiostoma floridae (Florida lancelet) is the source of this 1775-nucleotide messenger RNA. Its product is annotated as galactose-3-O-sulfotransferase 2-like. Lineage: Eukaryota; Metazoa; Chordata; Leptocardii; Amphioxiformes; Branchiostomatidae. The record is from RefSeq and is a predicted model, not a curated record. Gene Ontology annotation, molecular function: galactosylceramide sulfotransferase activity. Gene Ontology annotation, biological process: glycolipid biosynthetic process. The transcript is spliced from 3 exons. Gene Ontology annotation, cellular component: membrane. Bases 352 to 1611 code for a protein of 419 amino acids.